Molecule: messenger RNA, 5373 nt
Organism: Hemiscyllium ocellatum (epaulette shark)
Lineage: Eukaryota; Metazoa; Chordata; Chondrichthyes; Orectolobiformes; Hemiscylliidae
Product: autophagy-related protein 16-1-like
Exons: 18
Coding region: 116-1915 (599 amino acids)
Biological process (GO): autophagosome assembly; negative stranded viral RNA replication
Cellular component (GO): autophagosome membrane
Molecular function (GO): protein binding
Source: RefSeq, a predicted model, not a curated record
AGCACUUCAUGUCUGCGCAUGUGCAGCCUCAGUAGGCCCGCGUUAGUGAGAGGCACCGUCGCUGGUCCCGGAGCGGGAGCGGAGAGCGCGGCUUCGGCCGGACAGAGGGAGAGAGAUGGCAGCGGCGGCGCAGGGCUGGAGGAGAAACAUCAGCGAGCAGCUGCGGCUCCGGGACCGGCUGCAGCGCCAGGCCUUCGAGGAGCUGAUCCAGGCGUACAAUAAACUUCUGGAGAAGUCAGACCUGCAGACCGUGCUGGCUGAGAGGUUUCAGGGGGAGAAAUAUGACCUUCACAACCGCCAAGACAUUAGUCCAGGCUCUGAUGGGGCACGGAAUGAGAUGGCGCACGAAAUCGCCCAGAUGCGAAUUCGUCACCAGGAGGAACUUACGGAACUCCACAAGAAGCGUGGUGAGCUUGCCCAAAAUGUGAUUGAACUCAAUAGCCAGUUGCAGCAGAAAGACAAAGAGAUUCAUGCAAAUGAAGCAAAGAUGAUGGACUAUGAGAAGCAAAUACAACAACUGAGUGAUGAUUGCCAGGAGCUGAGAAACAAGCUCCAGGAGCUGGAGCAAGCCAACCAGACUCUGAAGGACGAAUAUGAUGCCCUCCAGAUCACCUUCACCGCUCUUGAAGAGAAGCUGCGGAAAACCUCUGAUGAAAACCGGGAACUAAUCUCACGGUGGAUGGCCGAGAAAGCACAGGAGGCUAAUCGGUUGAAUGCCGAAAAUGAGAAGGAUACUUGGAGACGGCAGGCAAAGCUGAAAAAGGAUCUUGCAGAGGCUGCUAAAGAGCCAUUGAAUAUUGAUCCAGAUGAUGAUAUAGAGGUGCUGGGUGAAGAAGGACCUGAUGCUUCUGGAGAAACGUCACCGGUGCGAGCAACACACAGGACCUCUAGAAGGACUUCGCAGACAGCUGGUCUCUUGGAUUCUAUCAGUAAUAUCUUUGGAAAACGUUCGCCCACAUUGCAUGGGACUGUGACAGAUUGCCCCAGUGUGCGCACGGGGCCAUGCAACGAGAUGCGACUUCCCACCACAGCACUGCACGUAUUUGAUGCUCAUGAUGGAGAGGUAAAUGCAGUCCAGUUCAGUCCAGGAUCUCGAGUAGUGGUGACUGGUGGCACAGACCGGAAGGUUAAACUCUGGGAGAUCUUGUCAGGAAAGUGUGAGUUGAAGGCUUCACUCACUGGCAGCAAUGCUGGCAUUACCAGCCUUGAAUUUGACAGCACAGGAGCGUACCUGCUAGCUGCCUCCAAUGACUUUGCCAGCAGAAUCUGGACUGUCGAUGAUUCUCGGCUGCGGCACACGCUGACGGGACACAGUGGGAAAGUGCUGUCUGCAAAAUUUCUUCUGGACAAUGCCCGGGUAGUGUCAGGAAGCCACGAUCGGACACUCAAGCUGUGGGACUUGAGCCGUAAGAUCUGUACAAAGACAGUGUUUGCUGGUUCAAGCUGCAAUGAUAUUGUUUGCACUGAGCAAUGUGUUAUGAGUGGGCACUUUGACAAGAAGAUUCGUUUCUGGGACAUUAGGACAGAGAGUAUUGUGCGUGAGAUGGAACUGCAGGGUCGUAUCACAGCACUCGAUCUCAAUCCAGAACGCACAGAACUACUCACCUGUUCCAGAGAUGACUUGUUAAAGAUCAUUGACCUACGUACAAAUGUUACCAGACAAUCCUUCAGUGCACAAGGAUUCAAGUGCGGAUCAGAUUGGACAAGAGUAACAUUCAGCCCGGAUGGGAAAUUUGUUACAGCUGGGUCUUCAGAUGGAAUACUUUACGUGUGGGGUGUUGAAUCUGGGAGGAUAGAAAGAAGUCUGGGAAAGCACCACAGCUCUUCUAUAAAUGCAGUAUCCUGGUCACCAUCUGGAGAACAUGUAAUCAGUGUGGACAAAGGAAGCCGUGUGGUACUUUGGUCAGAAGCGUAACCUAAGAUGCCAGAAGAUAACCAAGAGGUGCCCUUAUACAUGUGCAACUUCCAGCCGUACGCAGGAGAUUGGCCUGUGGCACACUCCAAGCCACGGCACACGGCCUGACAAGAGUGAGACUUCUCCCACAAAUCAGUGCCACUGGGAGGGCAUUCAGACAAUGACAGUGAGCUUUUUGUACAUUCUCAAUCGUUGGUGAGAAGCACACUCUCCACCUGCUGGAGUGUAUAGUUGAGGAAUAAUAUGGAGGGUCUGUGCUGUGUACCAGCUGCUGUGAUUGACUUUGGAGUGGGAAGCCGUCCUAUUUGCUGCAGGGUAGUCACCCAAGGUGUCCAGUUGUUUACUCUGUCCACGGCUUACAUUUUCUUGCUGCCAUGUCAUGGUGGGAUUUACUGCCAUUGUGUCGGUUUUACUUCCCUUUCUACCCUAUCUCUCCAACCUGAAUAAGUGUGUUCACUUUUAUGUCCUUGGAAAGCGUGGAAGAGUAAUAGUCUAAUAGUAUGGAGUGGUUACAGCUGACAUGUCUUCAAUUAUUUAUGUUCACUGGUAAAAUAGCUUAAGUGGAGAAUAGAUGUGCUGUAAUGGUGGGGAGAAGUGGUGCUGUGUAGUUUGCUUUUCCUAGAUGGCGCUGUAAACCACUUAAGAUAGCAUUCCCCUCAAAAGAGGCAACUUAAUAUCAAUAACUGGGAGAAUAAGCAUUUCCUUUUGCAUUUAUGUUUUGCAUGCAGGCAGCAGUGGAAAGGCUGCAUUUAUUAUCCAUCCAAACUGUCCUUAACAUUGCAUGCAGCAUCCCUUGGGCUGACGAGUUAGCUGCAAGAGUCAAGCAUUAGUCAUCCCAACUAAGAGAGUAUAUGCACACAAUGGGACUGGUUAACAAGCUAUACAAUCUCCCUGUGUUUACCUUCAGAAACACACUGACAUGCCCUUCCCUUUAUCUAUUUAAUCACAUCUCUCUCUCUCUCUAUCUCUCUCAUAUAUUAACUAUUCUGACUUCCUUUCUCACUACAUUUAAUUUCACACACUCUUUUCCAUCAUUUGACAAAUUGACAAUGUUUGCACUUUGUGAUACACUGAUCAAUUUUCCUCCUUUUUCACGUUCAGUAAGUUGAUCCAUUUGUACAUGUGUACAGAGAACCAGGUUUGCACUUUGGAAUGUGCGUCUCUGGAGUCAUCAGAGUAAUCUCGAGUUUAAAUGUCUCUUCAGAAAACUGAAUGCUGAGGGCACUGCCAGAGUAACACUAACCUCGAUUGAUGAUGGAUGGUCCCAGGAUAGAUUCUCUGGCAUUUCAAGCAUCUGUUUGGUGCCUUAAAGCUUACCACACUGCUCCUGGGCUGGGGGGAGGAAAGGCCAGCUCCAGGUUUCCAGGCCUAAUCGUUGCGCUGUGAUUGAUGGGUGGAGUGGGGAGUGUUACUGAUCCCAUGGAAUGCCAGCACACACUCUCCAGACAUACGGAGUCAUAAGCUGAGCACUAAAUCUAACGGGAAGGUGCCUAACCCAGGCAAGAGUUGGCGCUUUCAGAAGAGAAGAGAAAGAAGGGCAGUUUAAUAUAAACGUGCACUAACCUUAAACACCACAUGUAACAUUGGUAUUGACCAUAUCAAAAUAUAAAUGCAAACGUGGACCAGAAACUUCAGGAGGUGUACGCACAAACCUUGUGGCUGAAACUCGGAUUGAAGUUUCUGAUGGCUUACUACCUGCCAAUCCCAGCUCUCAUUACUAACACCUAUGCCAAACUUAAAACAAAAAGCAGUAAUUUGCACUUUGAGAUGAAUGGUGGUAUCCAAUUAUUAUGGCUACAGAUCGAUGAUUACUAGUGGUCAGAGAUGAAAAGACUGUGAAGAGCAGUCGUGAGGAAGCUCGUUGGUCACUGUAGACUCCUCUACUACCAUACACAACUGCUGCAGACCAGACUGUACCCUGCACUGAUGUAGGGUUCUGAAAUCUGGGUUCAAAUCCAGUCCUCAGUGGGACGGGAGUUACUCAAAGGGGAGUGAUACUUCCAGCCCAGUUCCUGUUGCACUAAACUGAUAAGAUUAAGAACCUGAAAAAUUUUCAUUGCGGUGGACACCAUGAGAUAUCAUGCCCUAACUGGCCUGAUUGGAAAAAUAUGAAGGGAUUUUUACUCUAAUGUCUAUGGUUUCUGUUCUGGGAGUGUUUUUGAUAUUGCAGAAGAGUCUUUAUUCUGUAUCUAACCAGGAUGAAUGUAAUUUUGAAAUGACUGAUGGGUGAAUAUGGAGGGAGCUAUAACUUAGAUCUCAGCAGGGAAUGCUUACUGCAACAGUGUAAGGUCAUAACAGUCUGACUUGAGUUCAGUACACAGUUUAAAUAUUGAGUGAAUCUCCCUCCAUUUUGGUGUGUUGCAGCUUUAGUAUCAACUAUGUGCUCAUCACACUGUUAGAAGAAUGUUUGUGCUGGGUCCAAUUUACAACAAGAACUGAGACUGCGAGCUCAGUUCACAUGAGUUCGUUUUCAAAAUAAGGACUAACUUAGGAUGAAAAUUCAAUCAGUUUUGAAUUUAAACUCUAGUUAGUAAAGGCUAAUUGAUUGCAUCAUUUGGUCCCAUGUUUCUGGUUUUUCAACUCAGUUAAUCAACAUAAUUUAUAGCAAGUGAAAGCAUGUAUCAAUUACUAGAGAAAUCCAAAACUGCCAGUUUGUUUGGUGAUUUCCCAUCAGAAUGAGUUUGGUAACUUUAAAGAAGCUCUUCCUCUUGUGGGUAUCAGCCAUGUUACUCAGUUCCACAGUACUUAAUAAUGCCAUGAUAAAUGCUUAAAUCUAGUUUCAGGUCCCAUUUCUAAUCUCCUGCAAAUGUAACAUUUUGAGGAGCAACUCUGAGGUUGGCUGUUGGGGCUAGAGAGUGGUGCAGUACCAUUACCAUUCACUGGAAGACCAAGACUUCAUACUUUUCCCCUCACAGCUGCACACGAGAUGUUUAAACAUCUGGAACUUCUCCUUACUACUGAUCCACAUGGAAGAGUGUGCUGAGUUUUGUUGAGAGUGUCUGUUGCAUGUACAGCCUGCUGCCAGAGUUGGGAAGAGUGCAAACCAGUGUCUCCUGAUAUAGCUGAAUGCACAGAUCCAAAACUUUCCUUGGCUACUACAGUUUUACCAAAUGUGCUAUUCAGAAAUUGCUUGCACUGUGACUGUGGACAAAUUCAUGCUCCUGUACUGGGUUAGAGAGCAACAACAGCAGGAUCUGACCUUUGUUCUGUGUGUGUAGUUAAGUGGCAUGUUCCGAUUACCUCGUUUAUAUCGAUGCUUUAAGAGUCCUCUACACAAAGUCUUAUUUGCACUUUAUAUUUUUUUCUGAAGAACAUGGCAUUGUAACAGCCUAGUUGCCUGGCUGAGAUUCGGUUCACUUGUGUCUGAAUCCCAUGUAGUAAUCACCAACUUGCUUUGUAACUCUGCCAGUGCUGCUUCAUUACAAAUGUUUCUUUUCAAAUAAAAUAAGUUCUAAAAA